Molecule: messenger RNA, 643 nt
Organism: Heteronotia binoei (common prickly gecko)
Lineage: Eukaryota; Metazoa; Chordata; Lepidosauria; Squamata; Gekkonidae
Product: zinc finger and SCAN domain-containing protein 23-like
Exons: 2
Coding region: 170-643 (157 amino acids)
Source: RefSeq, a predicted model, not a curated record
AUUUGCAGGGCGCAGGAGGGCUUGAGGAGGGGGCUGCAGAGAAGGAGCUGCAGGAGGGGAAAAGCUUGCAGCAGCCGGAUCCUGGGAAAGUCUACUUGGAAGGAGAAGCCUCUCUUUAGAGCCAAGUGAAUAAAGGCAAGUUUUCUCAGACAGAGGCGGCUCAAGAGAAAUGGAAGGAGAUGGAAGAGCAGGACACGGAACUGGCAAGAGAGCAAGAAAGAGCCCCCAUCCCACCCAACCUGGAAGUGGUGCUGAAUUCUGGGAAAGGGCUGGGCCAGAGAUCUUGGCUAAGGACACCAUGACUUCAGAUGUGCAGUGCCAACACUUCCGGCAGUUCCGCUACCAUGAGGCCGAUGGGCCCCGAGAGGUUUGCAGCCAGCUCCAUGGACUUUGUAGCCAGUGGCUGAAGCCGGAGAGCCACACCAAGAAGCAGAUCCUGGACCUGGUGAUCCUGGAGCAGUUCCUGACUCUCCUGCCCCGGGAAAUGCAGUGCUGGGUGAGAGGAUGUGGGCCGGAGACCAGUUCCCAGGCGGUGGCCCUGGCCGAAGGUUUCCUCCUGAGUCAGGCAGAGGACAAGAGGCAGGCAGAACAGGUGAGGGGGAGAUUCCCUCCAGGUGUGUCUAAUUCAAGCAAGAAUAUCUGA